AUGGCAAAAACGCAAAUAUGGCAGGAAAGGAAAUAUGGCAAAAAAGCAAAAAUGGCAAAAAAGCAAAUAUGGCAAAAUAGCAAAUAUGGCAAAAAAGCAAAUAUGGCAAAAAAACAAAUAUGGCAAAAAAACAAAUAUGGCAAAAACGCAAAUAUGGCAAAAACGCAAAUAUGGCAAAACGCAAAUAUGGCAAAAACGCAAAUAUGGCAAAAACGCAAGUAUGGGAUAAACGCAAAUAUGGCAAAAACGCACAUAUGGGAAGAACGCAAAUAUGGGAAGAACGCAAAUAUGGGAAGAACGCAAAUAUGGGAAGAACGCAAAUAUGGGAAGAACGCAAAUAUGGGAAGAACGCACAUAUGGGAGGAACGCAAAUAUGGGAAAAACGCAACUAUGGGAAAAAGGCAACUAUGGGAAAAACGCUACUAUGGGAAAAACGCUAAUAUGAGAAAAACGCAAUUAUGGGAAAAACGAAAAACGCAAAUAUGGGAAAAACGCAAAUAUGGGAAAAGCGCAAAUAUAAGAAAAACGCAAAUAUGGGAAAAACGCAAAUGUGGCAAAGACGGAAAUUUGGCAAAGACUCAAAUGUGGCAAAGACGCCAAUUUGGGAAAAGAGCAAAUAUGGGAAAAACGCAAAUAUGGGGAAAAUGCAAAUACGGGGAAAACGCAAAUAUGGGGAAAACGCAAAUAUGGGGAAAACGCAAAUAUGGGGAAAACCAAAUAUGGGGAAAACGCAUAUAUGGGGAAAACCCAAAUAUGGGGAAAACGCAAACAUGGGAAAAACGCAAAUAUGGGAAGAACGCAAAUAUGGGAAAAACGCAAAUAUGGGAAAAACGCAAAUAUGGGAAAAACGCAAAUGUGGCAAAGACACAAAUGUGGCAAAGACGCAAAUGUGGCAAAGACGCAAAUGUGGCAAAGACGCAAAUGUGGCAAAGAAGCAAAUAUGGCAAAGAAGCAAAUAUGGGAAAGACGCAAAUUUGGGAAAGACGCAACUAUGGGAAAGACGGAAAUAUGGGAAAAUCGCAAAUAUGGGAAAAACGCAAAUAUGGGAGAAGAUAA
Schistocerca cancellata (South American locust) is the source of this 1056-nucleotide messenger RNA. RefSeq lists its product as uncharacterized. The transcript is spliced from 2 exons. Lineage: Eukaryota; Metazoa; Arthropoda; Insecta; Orthoptera; Acrididae. Bases 1 to 1056 code for a protein of 351 amino acids. The record is from RefSeq and is a predicted model, not a curated record.